Molecule: messenger RNA, 1335 nt
Organism: Rhinopithecus roxellana (golden snub-nosed monkey)
Lineage: Eukaryota; Metazoa; Chordata; Mammalia; Primates; Cercopithecidae
Exons: 1
Coding region: 22-591 (189 amino acids)
Source: RefSeq, a predicted model, not a curated record
CGCACGGAUACACGACUGCGCAUGCGCCACGUCUCUAUGAGGCCUCUGCGCCUGCGCCUGUCUCCGCACGUUCCAGCGUACGGGACUGCGUUCUACGCGUUCUACGGCGGCUGCGUCAGAGAACGGCUGCGACUCCGUCCUGCCCUCAGGUUCAUUGCGCUUGCGCCGCCACAGAUGCGCUCGGAGCGUAGCUGUAGCAACAGGGCGGGCCUUGGUUCCUCUUGGGGCGUGGUCGCUGUCUGGGGCUCCCACGUGGUUCGCCUCACCGGUCUGGAGCUGGGCUUCUCUCGUCUCCUGUCGUCCGGCUGCACCGGCUUUGCCCACGCCCUCACGGGAGACGCAGAUACCCGGGACCCGGGGAGGCGCCCGGGCGGCGCCGCCAUGUUGGCAGGGAGUCCCCGCGGCGUGGGAUUGGGGCUGGGAAGCUCUUGGGCGCCGUCCUGGGCUGGGGGCCACCCUGGCCGCGUGGUCACCGGCAAGAAGCCCAGGGCCUCACCCAGGCGCGGGGGCCGGGGGAAGGGCCGGACCCUCCCGAAGUCGCGGACCCUACCAGGCGGCACCCGGGCUGGGGUGGCCUCUACCGCGAGCUAAGCUGGCCGCGCCGCAUCUCAUCGUCCCCGGGGCCUGAGUGCUGCGCCUGGACCAGGGCCGAGCGAGGGGGCCAAGCGGCCGGCUGGACCCACAGUCCCCAUGCCAUAGGCGGGUCGGGGCUUUCAGACCCGGCUUCAGCCCUCGAACCCGGUAGCCUUGGAGGUCAGCUUGAGAUGACUGCUCUUCCUGCGCGGGUUGUCCUCCCCAAAAAACGUCCAAAAUGGCAAAGAGGCGUCCGUGGCCGCCCGAGGCCCUCCCUGCCUGGGUUCUCCCCUGCCGAACCUCACUCCCGGCCCUUCCCUCAUUCUCUCCUGGCCAGGCUCCCCCUGCCCCUUGGGCGAGUCCGCUGCCUCCCACGGUCCUGACUGGGGCAUUUCUGCGUGUCUGGAGGGCGCUCCCCGGCAGUGACGUCCUGCUUAGCACGUGGCUUGUCUAACUGUUACCCUGGCCUCCUGCCUUCCUAGGGGUCAUCUUAAGCUUUCUGCUGGUCUCUUCCCCCCGUGACACUUGCCGUUACCCAAAUGGAGUCGUUUAUGUCACGCUUAACAAGAGGCCCUGAAGAAGCCCUCACAAAAACAUUAGCAACGGAGCAAACUCUUUUAACCUUUGCUCUUUAUAACCCUUGGUUUCAAGACAACUUAUGGGAACUUCUCUUGUCUUUAAAAGAUUCCCCUUGGGGCCAGGCACAGUGGCUUCUGUAAUCCCAGGACUUUGGGAGGCCGAGGCAGGCGGAUCACUUGAGGU